Molecule: messenger RNA, 1873 nt
Organism: Corylus avellana
Lineage: Eukaryota; Viridiplantae; Streptophyta; Magnoliopsida; Fagales; Betulaceae
Product: UBX domain-containing protein
Biological process (GO): ERAD pathway
Cellular component (GO): endoplasmic reticulum
Molecular function (GO): ubiquitin binding
Source: RefSeq, a predicted model, not a curated record
CUCCGUCCGUACCGUAAAACCCCCAUCAAUCCGAGAACAUUCCAGUCCAUUCCGUUCCGUUUUAGACACAGAAAUCUCUCUCUCUCUCUCUCUUUGUGUGUACGAACUCCGAUCGUCAACCAUUUUCUGGCAACGAUUUCAGUUAACAAAACCCUAACCUUUGGAGUUUCAUUUCUAUUGUGUACAGAAAUGGUUGAUGUGGCUGACAAAUUGGCCUACUUCCAAGCGAUCACGGGCCUUGAAGAUCCCGAUUUGUGCACGGAGAUCCUUGCCGCCCAUGGCUGGGACCUAGAGCUCGCGAUCUCCUCCUUCACCACCACGAACCACCUGUCUCCGCCGGAAAAUUCAGUCGCCGGCCCCACAACUUCCGUCUACGACGAAGGCGGAGGCGGUGGCGGCACGCGAUUGGAACAGGCGGAGAAUAGGGUCGCGGCGGGUCCUGGAUUGGCGUGGAGGGUCGUCACGUUGCCGAUUUCGGUAAUUUCCGGUGGGAUAGGGCUGAUUUCCGGCGCGAUUGGACUCGGAAUAUGGGCCGCCGGUGGAGUUUUGUCCUACUCGAUGGGAAUGAUCGGGUUGGGCCGAACCAGAGAGGCCUCGGCCCGUUUGGUUUCGGUGUCGGCGGCGGCUGCUGAGGCGAUGGAGUUCGUGGAGGUGUUCGAGAGGGAGUACGGGGCGACGGGGCCGAGGUUCGUGGGCGAGGGGUUCAUGGACGCUCUACAGAGGUCGAGGAGCGCGUUCAAGCUCAUGUUCGUGUACCUGCACUCGCCGGACCAUCCGGACACACCUGCGUUCUGCGAGAGGACUCUGUGCUCAGAGGCUAUAGCGGCAUUCGUGAACGAGAAUUUUGUAUCCUGGGGAGGGAAUAUUCGGGCCAGCGAAGGGUUCAAGAUGAGCAACAGCUUGAAGGCCUCGAGGUUUCCCUUCUGUGCUGUGGUUAUGGCCGCCACAAAUCAGAGGAUUGCUCUGCUCCAACAGGUUGAGGGACCAAAAUCUCCUGAAGAAAUGCUCACGAUAUUGCAGAAAGUCCUUGAAGAAAGUGCCCCUGUUCUUGUUGCUGCAAGGCUUGAUGCAGAAGAAAGGUUAACUAACACACGCUUAAGGGAGGAGCAAGAUGCUGCCUACAGAGCAGCACUUGAAGCUGAUCAAGCUAGGGAACGCCAGAGGAGAGAAGAGCAAGAUCGUCUUGUAAGGGAAGCUGUUGACGCUGAGACGAAGCGGAUGGAUGAAGAAGAAGCUCGCAAAAGAGCAGCACGUGAAGCUGCAGAGAAAGAGGCUGCAUUAGCAAAAAUACGGCAGGAGAAAGCCUUGUCACUUGGUGCUGAACCUGAAAAAGGGCCUAAUGUUACACAGGUUUUGGUGCGGUUUCCUACUGGCGAGCGCAAGGAUAGGAGGUUCCACAGUAGUGCAACGAUUCAAUCUCUAUAUGACUAUGUUGAUUCUUUGGGCUGUUUAGAAGUUGAGAGUUAUAGUCUCGUCUCUAACUUUCCUCGGGUCGUUUAUGGCCAAGAGAAACUGUCUAUGUCACUGAAAGACGCAGGUUUACAUCCUCAGGCCAGCCUUUUUGUGGAGCUGAACUCAUAGAGAAACCUUCUUCAGAAAAAAAAGGUUUAUAUGAUCGAUAAUUAGUCCAAGAUGGAGGACCUGCAAGUAGGAUUAAUUGUUGUGUUUUUUUUUUUCCUUUUCUGUUUCAACUUGAUUAGCAAAUGAUACAAUCAUGUAAGAUAGGUUGCCAUGUCUCUGUGGAUCUUUUGUUUUCCCUCAACGCAGAUUCAGUGAAGCAGAUGGCACCAAGUGGAAAAUGUGUUUGAAAUAAUGAGACAUUGAUUUUGCACAUAUUAUCAAAUUGAAAAAAACUGAAUAAGCUUACCUCUAA